Protobothrops mucrosquamatus (brown spotted pit viper) is the source of this 723-nucleotide messenger RNA. It is a transcript of the gene GNAZ, whose product is annotated as G protein subunit alpha z. Gene Ontology annotation, molecular function: G-protein beta/gamma-subunit complex binding; G protein-coupled receptor binding; guanyl nucleotide binding. Gene Ontology annotation, cellular component: heterotrimeric G-protein complex. Gene Ontology annotation, biological process: adenylate cyclase-modulating G protein-coupled receptor signaling pathway. The transcript has a single exon. Lineage: Eukaryota; Metazoa; Chordata; Lepidosauria; Squamata; Viperidae. The record is from RefSeq and is a predicted model, not a curated record. The annotation marks the transcript as partial.
AUGGGAUGUCGGCAAAGUUCAGAGGAGAAAGAGGCAGCGCGGCGGUCCCGAAGGAUUGACCGCCACCUGCGCUCUGAGAGUCAGCGGCAGCGGCGGGAAAUCAAGCUCCUCCUCCUGGGCACCAGCAACUCCGGCAAAAGUACCAUUGUCAAACAAAUGAAAAUCAUUCACAGCGGCGGCUUUAAUUUGGAAGCUUGCAAGGAAUACAAGCCCUUGAUUAUCUACAAUGCCAUCGACUCUCUCACCCGCAUCAUCCGCGCCCUGGCAUCCCUGAAAAUCGAGUUCCACAACCCCGACCGCGCCUACGAUGCCGUGCAGCUCUUUGCUUUGACAGGCCCUGCGGAGAGCAAAGGGGAGAUCACGCCGGAGCUGCUGGGGGUCAUGAAGAGGCUCUGGGCCGACCCCGGGGUGCAAGAGUGCUUCCGCCGGUCCAACGAGUACCACCUGGAGGACAACGCUGCCUACUACCUGAACGACCUGGAAAGGAUCGCUGCCUUGGACUACAUCCCCACCGUGGAGGACAUUUUGCGCUCCCGGGACAUGACGACGGGGAUUGUGGAGAACAAGUUUACCUUCAAAGAGCUGACUUUCAAAAUGGUGGACGUGGGUGGGCAGAGAUCCGAGCGCAAAAAGUGGAUCCAUUGUUUUGAGGGGGUUACAGCAAUAAUUUUCUGCGUGGAGCUGAGUGGAUAUGACUUGAAGCUGUAUGAAGAUAACCAAACG